AUGAAGCCCUUCGGCAAGCGCUACUUGGGCUUGCGCGGCCUCCAGCUCAACAUCGCGAUUGGUGUCAUUGCAGGGAUUGAUUUCUUGCUAUUCGGCUAUGACCAAGGUGUUAUGGGAGGGCUGUUGACGCUCCCGGCCUUUACGUCUGUUUUUCCGGAGAUCGAUACCACCAAGCAAGGCUUGCAGGGCCUGACUCAGAGUCAAGCCAACCACAAGUCCACCAUUCAAGGGAUUUCCAUUGCUUGCUACAAUCUCGGGUGUUUUUGCGGCGCCAUUGCUUGCAUCUGGAUCGGUGACAUCCUCGGACGACGCAAAACCAUCUUCCUCGGCUCCUCGAUCAUGGUUGUCGGUGCCACCCUACAAGCCAGUGCCUUCAGCCUGCCACAUUUGAUUGUUGGACGGAUCAUCACUGGAAUGGGAAACGGUCUCAACACUUCCACAGUCCCGACUUGGCAAUCUGAAUGUUCAAAGUCGCAUCGACGGGGACAGCUCGUCAUGGUUGAAGGAGCACUCAUCACAGGGGGGAUAAUGAUCUCAUAUUGGUUGGACCUAGGCUCCUCGUUCAUUCAAAAUCAGGCGUCGUGGCGCUUCCCCAUCGCCUUUCAGAUCGUCUUUUGCCUCAUCAUCCUCUGCUUCAUCCUCGAGCUUCCCGAAUCUCCAAGAUGGCUCAUCCUUAAAGGAAGAGAGGAUGAGGCUCUCCAAGUGCUCGCAGCUCUAUCCGACAAGCCAGCCGAGGACAGAUAUAUCCACUCCGAAUUCGCAGCAAUCAAGGACACAGUGCUUGAGCAAGAGAAAGCAACGUUCCGCGAUCUAUUUACCAUGGACGAAAACCGACAUCUGCACCGCGUGGCACUCGCUUAUGUCAAUCAAGUGAUGCAGCAAGUGAGCGGCAUAAAUCUUAUCACGUAUUAUGCUGCCACGAUUUAUCAAAACGAGAUUGGGCUUUCGCCUUUCAUCGCCCGCAUUCUGGCGGCUUGUAACGGCACCGAGUAUUUCCUGGCAUCCUGGAUCGCAGUCUUCAUCAUCGAGAAAGUCGGACGUCGGAAGCUCAUGUUGUUUGGCGCCGUGGGCCAGUCAGCUUCAAUGAUUAUCCUUGCAGUUAUGACCAAGAUUGGAGGCCAAGGCCCCGGUAUUGUCGCCGCAAUGUUUUUGUUCAUCUUCAACACCUUCUUCGCUGUUGGUUGGCUCGGCAUGACCUGGCUGUAUCCGAGUGAGAUCGUGCCACUCAAAAUCCGCGCACCAUCUUCAGCUUUGUCUACGUCCGCCAACUGGAUUUUCAACUUUAUGGUAGUCAUGAUUACCCCUGUCAGCUUCAGCUCAAUCAAAUGGAAAACCUAUCUGGUAUUUGCCGUCAUCAACGCGGCUAUGGUCCCCGUCGUAUACUUCUUCUACCCCGAAACCGCGUACCGCUCUCUCGAGGAAAUGGACACGAUAUUCCACAAGACAAAGAAUACCUUGACGGCCGUCUGGACAGCCAAGCACGAGCCGCACCGCUAUGGCAAGCGCGGGGAAGUCUUGAUCGACUACGAGGAGACGGGCGAACACGAGCGGCGACGGAGCAGUGCGACGCGCCGAGGUAGCGUCGUCAGCGGUCGGGCCAAGACUGAAUACGCCUCCGAGAAAGGGACUACUCACCUUGAAAAUGAGUAA
Molecule: messenger RNA, 1650 nt
Organism: Fonsecaea multimorphosa CBS 102226
Lineage: Eukaryota; Fungi; Ascomycota; Eurotiomycetes; Chaetothyriales; Herpotrichiellaceae
Exons: 8
Coding region: 1-1650 (549 amino acids)
Biological process (GO): carbohydrate transport; transmembrane transport
Cellular component (GO): membrane
Molecular function (GO): carbohydrate:proton symporter activity
Source: RefSeq, a predicted model, not a curated record